Molecule: messenger RNA, 2427 nt
Organism: Octopus sinensis (East Asian common octopus)
Lineage: Eukaryota; Metazoa; Mollusca; Cephalopoda; Octopoda; Octopodidae
Product: protein fem-1 homolog C
Exons: 2
Coding region: 516-2381 (621 amino acids)
Molecular function (GO): protein binding
Source: RefSeq, a predicted model, not a curated record
AGCAGCAGCAGCAGCAGCCUCCGUUUGGAUCUCCUCGAGCGGAUGUAAACUGCACGCCAUAUUUAUUUCGAUUGUGGCUCCCCUCUUGUCAUCCAUUUAUCCAUCCUUAUCGUCUUUCUGUAUCGGCUGCUGCUCCCUACAACCUCUGCCUGGCAAUCCGCAAGGGACAGCCUGACACAGCGGAAGACCCCUAAAUUCCAAUUCCCGAACGAAUGCUGUCCUCGACGUAGCAUCAGCAGCAGCAGCGAGCAAUCCUCGAUCCCCGAUCGCCAGGCAAGGCAAGCACCAACCCUGUUGUCACCCCACAUCUCAGAAACACCGUUUGAUUAUUUCCAAGUUGGUCGCGGAGGAACCGAGAUAAGAACCCCCAGUAAUCCUUUCCGUUCCCUCUCUCUUGUUUCCUCUCAGCUGUCCCCCCAAGCUCAGCUCCAAACCAUCAUCGCCCCUCAACCAUAUCUUCGAUGAAUACAAACACUCAAUGACACCACCUGCUCAGAAAUCUCGGGUCGGGAGGUAUGGAGACCAAGAGUAUCUAUAACGCAGCCCGAGACGGGAGACUGUCCCGUCUGAAAUCCCAUUUGGAUCCUAAGACUAUGGAGGAAAGAUGUAAACUUGUCAAGGCCAAAACAAACGGGGCUACUCCCUUGAUCGUGGCCUGCCGUAAUGGACACUUGGAUGUCGUCAGAUACCUAAUUGGCGAAUGCAAUGCCGACAUGGAACAAGUCGGUUCUGUUAUUUUCGACGGGGAGACCAUAGAAGGAGCGCCUCCUUUAUGGUGUGCAGCGGCUGCUGGACACUUGGACAUCGUUCAGUAUCUCAUACAGAAAGGGGCAGGAGUUAACCAAACAACUUUUACCAAUUCCACACCUCUUCGUGCAGCUUGUUUCGAUGGACACAGCGAAAUUGUGAAAUACCUUGUUGCCAAUAAAGCCGAUAUAGAAAUAGCUAAUCGCCAUGGCCAUACCUGCCUCAUGAUCUCAUGCUAUAAGGGCCACAAAGAUAUUGCCGAAUAUUUACUGAAAUUAGGAGCUGAUGUGAACAGAAAAAGUUUGAAAGGUAAUACGGCUCUGCAUGAUUGUGCUGAGUCUGGUAGUUUAGACAUCAUGAAAAUGCUCCUGAAAAACAGUGCCCAAAUGGAAAAAGAUGCCUAUGGUAUGACCCCUUUGUUGGCAGCUGCUGUGGCUGGUUACACCAAAAUGGUUGAGUAUCUCAUAAAUCAGCCGGAUUGUACUCGGUCGGAAAAGAUCGAUGCCCUGGAGCUUCUUGGAGCGACUUAUGUUGAUAAAAAAAGGGACAUGUUAGGUGCAUUAAAGUUUUGGCGCCUUGGUAUGGAUGAAAGAUACAGAUCUCAUUGUGUUGCAAUUCCGAAACCAAUAAACCACUCUCUUAUUGCCGCUUAUGAGAACACGGUUGAAGUGCGAACGCAAAAACAGCUGGACGAUCUAAUAUCUGACCCCGAUGAUAUGAGAAUGCAAGCACUACUUGUUCGAGAACGAAUCCUUGGUCCUGCACACCCAGACACCUCCUAUUACAUCAGAUAUAGAGGAGCCCUUUAUGCAGAUAUGGGCAAUUUUGAUCGCUGUAUAGACUUGUGGAUGUAUGCACUUGAUAUCCAACAGAAAGUGUUGGAGGCAUUAAGUUCUUACACCCAGAGUAGUUUUCUGUCUUUUGCAGAACUUUUCUCUUAUAUGACCAAUGAACACCACCCAGUGCACAAUGUUGCAUUCCGAGAUAUCAUGGAGGUGUUCACUCGUGCCAUUAAAGAACUUCGUAUUGGGCAUGAACUCAUCACCAAAUGUGUUGCUCAGGACUGUGAUGUCAGCUCAUUUAAUCGCCUCUUAGUGAUAAUCCUACACUUGCUGUGUUUAAUAUGUCGGAUACAGAAGCAGAAAGGGUUAUCCGAAGAGGAGGACUAUGUUUUCAAACAGACAGUGUAUCAGCUAGUUCAAAUGUACCCAAAAUGUACAAAAGGCUACACUCUUCUCCAUCUUGCCUGUGCACGGGAAACCACUAAUGUUGGUCGUUACCCAGUUUGCAGUUUUCCGUCCCCCGACGUUGUAAACUUAUUACUAGAAGUAGGUGCUAAUGUCAACGCUACCGAUAGUGAUGGCAACACACCGCUUCACCUAGCAACUAACAAUAAACACUGUCAGUCUGAUGUGAUAAAGUUUCUUCUGCACCGCCAUGCGCACUUAGACAUGCGAAACAACGAAGGUAGAACUCCUGUGCAACUCUUGCGGGGUGUAGCCAUCCACGAUAUAGUAUCACCACUUGACUUCAUUACAUUGCAGUGCAUGGCGGCUCGUAUCAUAAUUAAAUACAAUAUAGAUUAUAAAGGACACGUACCCCUAAAAGAAGAAUCUUUUAUUGAGAUGCAUUAAUAACUUAAUAAAUAACAUGAAUUUGGUAUGAGAAAUUAAAAACAGG